CUGGCAGGUAAUAUACAGGGCGGUAGGGAGGAGCCAGGCCCGACACUUACAUUGCUCUACUAAUCCAGCAUCGAUUCUGUAUUCUCUCCCAGUGUCUUGGUGGCGGACUAAGUGCUACAAUUAGUUGGUUUAGUAGUAAAUAAAUACUAAAAUGGCGGACGAUGACAACGCUGACUGGUUCUCAGCGGCUGACGAACCCGAAGCCGCCCCUGAACCAGCGGCGGCACCUGCGGGGGCGGCUGGAGGCGCUGAAGAAGCUCCAGCUGCUGGCGGGGAAGCCCCAGCUGAAGGCGGCGCCCCUGAGGAAGCAGCCGCCGCCGAAGCGGAGGCUGACUACUUGGAUCCUGACAAACUGUUGUUGUUCAAACAUUGGAUAAGACCAAAAUUCUUGCCCUAUAAGUACCUCACUGACUACAGAUACAACUACUACGAUGACGUGAUCGACUACCUAGAUAAAAGAAACAAAGGCAUCUUUAGAGACAUCCCCGUAGCUCAAACAUGGGCAGAGAGAGCACUCAGAACCUACAACAAGAAAUCCAAUCAAUUGGAAAGCUUCAGAAGAAAGAUUGCUGACCAGAUUUUAAUCCAAGACACGAAAUUCAGCGGCAAAUUUCAGCUGCACCAUAGCAAAACCUACAUCAAUAAAAGAUAUUCGAGUAUACUGCUUUAAGACAAGGGUAUUUUAAUUGUUGAUUAAGUACCUACAUUAAAUAGAAAUAAAUUAUUACAAGCUUAGGGUUGUUACAACUUUUAGAAGAAAUGCCAUGUGAGAAAUGUACUUGUAGACUGUGGAGGAUUCAUUGGAGUUGAUUUAGGAAGAUAUUGUCGAUAUUACUUAAGUAGAAGAAUGUUUAAAUGUGAUGGUUACUGCCAAUAAAUGCUAUAUUAUUAAUUUCUA
Sitophilus oryzae (rice weevil) is the source of this 898-nucleotide messenger RNA. RefSeq names its product flightin. The transcript has 3 exons. NCBI's taxonomy places the organism in Eukaryota, Metazoa, Arthropoda, Insecta, Coleoptera, Curculionidae. The record is from RefSeq and is a predicted model, not a curated record. Bases 152 to 670 code for a protein of 172 amino acids.